AUGACCACCAACGAAGGAGAACCGACGGCAAGUCAAGCUAUGGAAGCGAAAGAAGCAGUUCGAAAAGAGCAACAAGAUUUGAUGGAUGAGCUCACAGAGUUCGAUCACAUAACUCGUUUCUUCAAGAAUAAAUGUUUCGCUUUUGCGGAUGAAGCUGAUCAAACCGCUGCAAUCUCGUCACUUAUCAACUGUGAGGAUAAAUUUGUCGAAGCUUACAUGGUAACAGUUGGCAAGGUUUACCAAGAAAGUCGAAAACGUGUCUAUGCCCAUUACAGGAAUGUCAAACAUAUGUAUCUGUUUCUAACUGCAGAAGAAAGUUUAUUGGAUUCCGACGGUCAUCGAAUCAACAGUCUUGUGGCUUUCAUUGGAGUUAUGUACAAUACAUUGCUGAAAUUGAGGAGUGAUGCUUUAACGUUGUGUGAAGCUAUUCGGCAAAUAAAGACAAGCCAGUCGUCCAGCUUCUUCCCUCUUCAUGGCUCAGCAAGUUUCCAGAAGGUUUGGAUGCAUAUCGCGGAAAUUAUGUAUCAAUUCUCGGCUGUCGAUCAACUAGCUUCUCUGUAUCCACAAUUGGGAAACAAAUUUAGCGAAUUUCAAACAAAAAUCAAGAAGCUUUUCGAUUCUGACUUCACUCCGGAAGAGAAAAAGUUGUAUGAGGAAGGUGCCAAAGCACAAGAAGAUGCGCAGUCAAUGAUUCUCAAAGGAAACUGCUUCAGAACUCUCUAUGAAUCUGCUGGAGGUGAUAUGGAUAACAGUAUAAACUUCGCAAAUGAAAUGAAAGAAGCUAUUCUCGAAAUGCUCAACAAUUGGGAGAAGGGAUACAAUCAAGGGAAAUCCGACUCCCGUUUCUUCUGUGGAAUCUCCGCUAUAACUGUAUAUUACUAUCAUCAUUUUUCAAAUUACGUAGAUCAGUCGCUAAUUCGAAAAGUGGUUCAAGCAUCGAAAAAAAUUGUAUACUACCGAAUGCUCGGAGAAGAAUUGUUCAUUCCUAUGGAGUUUUUGCGUAGGGAAAUUUCGAACCCCAAAAUUUUCGACGCCAAGAAUGAAAAGUAUGUAAAACAAUUAGUGGAAGAAGCCAGAGAUUUGGGAAAAGAUAAUGAAGAUGGAAUACUGAAAGAGAUCAAAGAUUAUUGUGGAUAUGCACUCAUUUGGAUGGCUGAAUUUAAGCAAAAGAAGCGAGAACAAAUGGAAAGUAUUAACAAAUUGCCACAAUGGGGACUCGAUGUUGCUGAACUCUUUUUGAAAUGUAUUCGUAUUAUGGAGACAAUAACUCGUAAUAUCUACCUUCUAAUUCGAUCCAAAAGAGAACAAGAUUUCCAUAGAAUUGCAUUGGAACCGAAGUGUUCGUGGGCAAUAUUGACAGCAAUUGAAACUGUCAAAAAGUUGGAAGGUUUCGUAUUGGACAACUGGAAUACUGUGGAAGAAGGAGCGUUCUUGGCAAGACAACAAUGGAGAAAACAUAUGCUUCGUAUAUUGGGUGACGCCAGAAAGUCGUAUACAAGUUCGAAAAGUAAAAACAUCUCGACAAUAGAAUCGACUACCAAACGUAGCUUCUAUCACAUUGCUGAAGCGCAGUGUGUUAAUGAAAUGAUUGCAUCGAGAAAUGUCGUUCUCAGUUUAGCCUAUGAGAUAGGAAAACUAGAGACUCAUGUAUCUAAUACCGAUCGCAAGCAGGUUCACGAUCUAAUGAGUCGUUUGGAAACAUUCAAUUCCCCACGUCACUUGCUCGAAAAGGCUUCAUACACAGGACUUCUUCUCAGUCACAGUUGGCUUCCAUUGAUGUAUUUUGAUACAUUGAUUCACCGAAAACCGGAUUUGGAGGGUAUUGAAGCAUUCUGUUGUGCUCUCGGUGGAUUUAUCGAAGGCGCCAAGCUAACCGGUCAAACCGUCAGUCUGCUAACCAAGCUGAGAGAAACAGUGAUGACGACAAUCAUCACAAAAAUGGCUGCACAAAUUGAUUUGGAUCUUCGAAUUCUCGGAAACUCACACCUUGCGAUUGGUACCAUCGAGCAAUCGGAUGUUCCCGACGAGGAAAUGGCUUACAUCGGAUACCUCAUUAAAACUGUGAAGAGAUUUCAAGUGGGCACCACGAUCGUCCCAAUCACUGAGAGUCUUCGAAUUUGGCUCGAAAAUCAUUGGUAUUCGAUGGGAAUUUUGGCUCCAAAGGAUGCUCAAGUCUAUUCGAAAAUGCAACAAAUUGCUAAAUUCAAAUAUGGACUUGUUCUUCUGGAUGCCGAUCUUCCACAAACUGGUGUCGAUGAGAGUCUCAUUCUUCUCGAUCUUCUUCAAAAUUUCCCACGUUUCGUGACAAACUAUGGUUUCUUCAGUCAAGGAUACAUGUUCAUGGAGAAAGCUUCCGACUCGAAACGACUUCAUUGCAUCAGAAUGGUGGAUUUGAAAAAUGCUCUUCUUCAGCAUGGUGUUGGAAUACUUCCGACUGCAGUCAAUGCAGCCUACCAAUUGAUUCGUAAUAAGAUCCAGACAUUUUUAAGCUUCCUAGCCGAAGACACUGUUCGAUACCAAAUUCAGAAGCAUCUCCAUGAAAUGGAAGCUAACAAGUCGUCGUCGGAUGGGAGGAGGAGAGCGCAUUAUAAGGUGUCAUGGGCUGCCAGUGUUCUCAAAAAUCUCGCAAAACAAAAUCUGACUCUCGGCGGAGUCGUCUCUCUAGGACCAAGUGGGACUGAAAAUGGAACCGAACAAACUCCCAGUGAGGUCGUCUUCACAUAUUUCGACAAGUUCCGUCUCAUCAUUACUCAAAUCGGAAACGCUAUUUCACUCGUGAGAAUGUUAUGCCAAGCUGCUCGGGAAAACCAAUACACUCGUGAAGAUCUCUUCCCGGCAAUCAAAAAACACAUGGAGGAUCUGGAGUCGAUUUCACGCGGGUUGAUCCACACAGGUCGUCGUGCUGCUCCAAUCAAUAUCACUCGACUCCAUGCCACAUAUCGUCUUGGAUUGGUCAAAGAAAUGUUUGAAAGAGUGUCAGAGCACCGAAACUAUACCAAAAUGAUGUGUGUUGAGUUCAAGACUCUUCUUAACAAAUCCAAAUUGCCAGAGGAUCGAAUCGAUGUUCUCGAUUACUUCCACGGAGUGAUCCCUGCAUUGACACUCUCUCAUGUGAACUACAUGAUGACACAUGAGAAUCGAGUGAAGAAAACAUUCGCUUUGAAAGGGCACAAGGACUUGCUUGUGGCUGAUGAUGGAUUUGCUGCUGGAAUUGCGUUCCUUCUACACGUACUUGAUGGCUGGGAUGCCUACUUCAAACUGAACUGGUUUGAUAGUUACACUCUGGUGAAAGAACACGAAAUAAAGGUUCAAUCAGAGCAUCGUGAAUACACGCAAGCCGUUCAGAUGAAGAUGGAACGCCUUCAAGCUGAGCUGAGAAUUUUGACCAAUUUCAAGAUGAAUUUUGGAAUACAACAUACUAUCUUCACUAUGAACUGA
This is a messenger RNA of Caenorhabditis remanei, 3438 nucleotides long. RefSeq lists its product as uncharacterized. The record is from RefSeq and is a predicted model, not a curated record. Gene Ontology annotation, cellular component: WASH complex; endosome. NCBI's taxonomy places the organism in Eukaryota, Metazoa, Nematoda, Chromadorea, Rhabditida, Rhabditidae. The transcript is spliced from 12 exons. Gene Ontology annotation, biological process: endosomal transport; endosome organization. Bases 1 to 3438 code for a protein of 1145 amino acids.